AUGUCCAUACACGUGCAUUUAUUACAAGACUGUCAGCAGGUUCGUGUACUGGCUGGCCGACAUAAUUAUACUAGUUUCGGACAUAAAGAAGAUCUGGAUCCGCAAAACAAAUUUUCCAUCCCAAGCCCCGCCGAUCACCCGGGAAAGCAUCGGUCAGUUCUCCGAAGCCUCUUUAAAGGUAUGUCAAGCGGAGGCAAAAACGUCGCCUUGGAAGAGCAGCAACCCACCUACCGUCAAGCGGGUUCCUCUUCCCACCACCGAUACCAUAUCCAUCACUAUCCCCACAAUCCGUCCGAUGACAGGCGACCUCUAAGAGGCCCUUGCUUCCCACACAUGUCAUCUUCCUCUCAAUCGGCCUCCGCCUUCUCCUCUCCGAACUCCUCUUCGUCACCCGGCCAAAGAGUCUCCACUUUCCACGCGGGGCUGCGUGAAGAAGUCCUUGAACAGGAUGGUACUUCUUCGACCACGCAGGCAAUUAAUCGCGCCUUCGCAACCUCCGCGUGGCGUCAUCGCCGCCUUCGUACUGACGACACAUCUUCAGUCAUGAAGGCAGGGGUGUUAAGGCACCAGCGCAGUCUAUCCGAUGGAGGUGUGGCCGGGCUGGUAAGGCGCACCUCGAACCCCAAUGUCGAUGUGGACAUCUAUGGGGAAAAUCUUUCCUCCAUCGGCGACUCCAAUGUACCCCUUAGUAGUCACGAGCUCGCCUUCUCUGCUGCUGCCGCUACCGCCGCCACAACAUCCUCCUCCGAUUUCGUGCGCCACCUGCUCUCUGUUCUUUUUGCGGGGAUGACUCCACCCGACCCUAUGUUUGUUAAGGCGCUCGUUAACGAUCCCCCUUUUGGUAUUUUCUCCCGUCUUCCUACUGUUGCCGCUACUGUUGGCGACCCAAUGGGCCUCGGUCUCGCCUUCGAAUACAACCUAAAUCACCGUGCAUCGCGUGGCAUCUCCUCCACCGUGCGCUCGGGUCUUGAACGUCUCUUCUCACCGAUACGGAAAAAAUCGCGUCGACGAUUUCGCCCCUCUACCGCUUCUCUGCCCGCUCAAAUGCUGAUCAUGACGGCGGAUUGUACUGCUCGGGAUGAACACUGGUUGUCCAUGGUGCAGUUGGCUGCGGAGUCCUCCGCUCAAUCGUCUCAACCUGCUCCGCCUCCUCCUACUUCCGAUGUCGGAGGUACCGAGAGAACUGCGUCAGAGGACUCGAAGACGGCGGAGGCGGAAGUAACGGUGGAGGAAUCGGGGACGGACGUGCCACCCGCGCUUGCUCCCACAAAGGCUUCCGUGGUGAAGGACGAAGUACAGAUUGGACGCUUGAGGAAGGAGGAACAACGAUUGGAAGCCGAUAUUCGGAAUGUUGAGUCCUGCAAAUCUGAGCUCAACGAUUGGUUCCUGGAGCAGAUGCUGGUGCCUGCUGGCGAUGACGUUGCGUUGGGAGGUGGAGGCGAAGAAGGCGGAUUGUCGGUGGGUGAGAUUAAGCGAAUAUACAAGCGGCGCAAAGCUGAGUUAAAUCAACGCCAGGCCGAGCUAGAAGCGCUUCGCUCGGAGAAACGUCUGGUCAUAUCUCAUCUGGAGGGCCAGCAUACGAACAAAACCGAUUGGCGAGCCAACAAGGUCCUCUCAUCCUCCUCUGCCGCCUCCGUCACCGCCACCACUACGCCCUCUCGCCCCACUAAGUCCUCCAAGCGAUCCUCCACCCUUACGACCGUCGAGGAUACAGAUACUUCAGUCCCCCUGACUCCUGCGACUGCUCUCACCCCAAUGGGAGAUCCACAAUCCAUGCCAGAUCAUCGUCAUCAGCAGCAAGAGGCGAAAAGGCGGCAAGAGCAUCUCCCCUCUUCCACUCUUCCUUCAAAACCGGGCUCUAGUUCUCCCACAGACAACAGCACCAAGGUGGAAGCAUCUUCGCCUCCUCCCUCUUCUAAACCGUUGAGGUCGCACACCCUGCCGGUGUUACAACCACCGACUGCGACCUUAGAGUCGACCAUCGCCGCCAUGACUGCGAGGCGCAUCACGCCAAUGCAUCCCUCCUCCUCCUCUCUGGGUGUUCCCGGCAACCGCCCUGUUAGUGGGUGCUCGGAUCAGUUCUUACCCACCCAUUUCUUCCUUGAUGACUCUGGACCGCCUCAACAGCCGCAGUCCUCAUCGACGACAACGAGUCAAGCGUCGAAACACCGUUCUUCUUCCGCCAAGAAGCCCCUCAUCUCUGCUCGACGCGCUUUUAAGCAUGGCUUCGAGCUCUUCACAAAGCCUUUUGGUCGGAAAUCCGAGGUACCCCACGCGUCUUCCCGUCCGACCCUUAAGAAGUCCGCCAGCGAGGAGCACCUCCGCACGACAACCGCAUUUACCACUCUCAACGAUACCUCCUCGAAACCCAAGAAGGUCCCCUCCACACUGAAUGCUUGGGCAAUGAGCCCGAACGCCGGUGCAUCCACGUCUUCCAAAUGGAAGAAAUCCAAUAGACGGGGCAGCAGUGGCACCGACCAUCCCCCACAUUGGGAGAUGAACGCCAGUGGCACGAAGAAGAGUCACACAGGCUCCGUCUCCUCUCGCCUCUCACAACAACAACAACAACAGCAGCAUCAACGGUCUCAUCAUCAACAUCAGAUGGGUGAGUCGGGGGCUACCUCUGGAGCGGGUAGCGAGAAGAGUGGAGCGGUCGGUUCCUCUUCCUCCCCGCCUCCCCAUCCUCCUCCACCGCAGUCGUCUGGCCAGCACGCGAAAGAACCAUCUGCUGCCAACACCACCAUCUCCAAAGUCUUCGAUGUAGUCGACGUCCUCUGUGGGGGCAGCGCGGGCUCCGGCGCCGCUCUUUUCGGUUUACAGAGGGGAAGUCUCGGCAACCCUCUUGUCAUCUCCUCGGGUAACGCCUCCAUCCACUCAGGGGGCAACGGUGCCGCCGCUGCUGCAACAAACGGGCCGUCGACGAUGGGAAUGGGACUAGCAGGAAGUAGUGGCAGUGGUGGUCUGCAGCUUUCUCCUCCCACCUCUUCCUCACCUCCGUCUGUCUACAACGUGGCGAUGGCUCUGGUGAUGCUUCAUCAGAGGAUUCAGACCCUCCUCGAGGCGCAUGCUGAGGCACAACAGAAACUCACUUCGGAGAUCCGCGAGGAGCUUGGUAUUAUGAGACUGGAUCUCACAGAGACGCGCAACAUUGUCAACUCCAUCACGGUGGAAGUUGAAGCUCUGCGGCGAGACAUGCAGACAAAAGAGGAGGUGCAGAACCAGAAGUUAGUGGACGCGGUGGCGCGACUGGAGCAGUUGGAUGCCUCAGCAGAGAAGUUGCGGCAGCAUGUCCAACAGGACCUCAUCGUAAUACGCAACGAGCAGAAGCACGCGCUUGAGCCCCUCAACUACCAACUGGCCACUGAGACUCGUGACCUCCGUGACAUGUUUACCACACUUAGCAACAAGGUUAUGAUACUGGAGAAGUGUGAACGUCUAUCAAAUCUGGAUCGGGAUCAGCCGCAGAUGCUGCGAUCGAUUGCCAACACCCUGACAGACCUCGUCGUCUCUCUCGUUGCCUUCGUCACCACCCUCAUUCAAAUGCUUAUUCGCUUCCUUAAUGCCGGUGCCACUGUCACCAACAACCGGGGUUCUGCGAUCGUGCUGAACGUCUGCCUCCUGGUCUUUCUUCUGAUGAUCUUUCUGGCUGAGCCGAUGGUGCGGUGGUGGAACCGCACCGACUCCCCUCUCCAACAGCCCCCUCGCCGGAGUUCAGCAGCCAUGAAUGGCCACUAG
Messenger RNA from Echinococcus granulosus, 3735 nucleotides. RefSeq lists its product as hypothetical. NCBI's taxonomy places the organism in Eukaryota, Metazoa, Platyhelminthes, Cestoda, Cyclophyllidea, Taeniidae. The record is from RefSeq and is a predicted model, not a curated record. The transcript is spliced from 15 exons. Bases 1 to 3735 code for a protein of 1244 amino acids.